Molecule: messenger RNA, 4814 nt
Organism: Calliphora vicina (urban bluebottle blowfly)
Lineage: Eukaryota; Metazoa; Arthropoda; Insecta; Diptera; Calliphoridae
Product: proteoglycan 4
Exons: 5
Coding region: 86-4621 (1511 amino acids)
Source: RefSeq, a predicted model, not a curated record
UAUAAAUGAUAGUGGAACAACAUGUAAAAAAACCAUAACAACGAAGUCAACUACAACAUCAAUAGCAGCAACAACAGCAACAGCAAUGGGUGAUGGGGUCAUUGCAGAAACCAAAUAUGAUACCAACAUGUCGUCGAGAAACAUUAGCAACACAACGGGCACCGUCAAAAGAGCGCCACCUUUAAAAGCCACUGCCACCACACACUCCAGCACCUUGGUCAGCAGUUGUAGCAGCAGUACCGGUGGCAUUGGUGUGGCCGAUAUGUCCACCACCUUUAAGGGAGCCUCAACACUGUGCACACCCUCUACGCCACGCAUCGAAUUGAGUCGUGCUUCAUCAUCGUCGCACCAUGAGGAAGAUAGUCGUGAUAGCAGUCCGGAAAAUGUCUUUGAACAGGUGGGCACUGGCACCCUACAGGAAACAUUGGAUAUGGGUUUUCGUGAGGAAGGUGCAUUGGAAUUGCGUAGCUCAACGGAGGAAUUAUAUUUUAUGGAUCCGGCUCAGAAAAAGGAAGAAGAAGCUAAAAUGCAACAGCAGCAACAACAACAGACUAAACGUGCCUCACCGCACAUGUUCAAAAUGGAAGAUCAUCAGUCCUAUUUACAACAGCAUCAACGUAAAGAUUCCGCCAGUUCUGAGGUGGCCGCCUUACUUUGCAUUUCGGGACGUACCAGCCGCAUUUCCAGUGUCGGCAGUCAGGGUUCGGCCGUAAGUCGUCUGUCGGCCGUUUCCGGAGUUUCACGUUCUCCUUCGCCUCAUCGCAUGCUCUUGGAAACAUCUUUCUGUGGACCCAAACCGGUGGAAGGCAUUGGCGAUGGUUCGGUGGGUACUGUGGUGGAAGCUCCUACAACAGCGGCUCUGCUGGAACAAGUUUUGUUGGCUCGUACUCGUGAUCCUACACAAGCUAUAUUAGCCGAGGGCAUAAAGUUGGAGUCAUCGCCCAAGAAAAAACCUCCCACUUCGCUGACGAAUGGUGAUGCCAAGCUGACGGCCAAAAUAAAAGCACAAAAUCGUCCUGAUACAGGAGCCAUACAAAAGAGCACCAUGGGAGCUCAGCGUAAAUCUACCAAGAGUCCGGGCCAAAUGAUUGUGGGCAAAACACCCAGUGGCACGGAGUAUAUACGCAUUAAUCUCAAGCCUGAUUUUAUGUAUGAUGACAAAGGCAUCGCCUCGAAUGAGAAGGUGGUAGAGGCUUCCAACUCUUUGCAGCCCGUUUAUGGUGCACGUACGCAAACCAAACCUGCCUCUUUAACACUAACGCAAAAAACGAAGGGUGAGAAUUUGUUAACGCCCACCGCCAGUCCUAAGCCUACGCGUAAGGGCGAAGGCAGUCGUUCGCCUUCGCCCGCCACUGUUUCAGUGUCUCGAAAAUCUUCAUUCAGUUCUUUGUUUCGUUUUGGCGGCGGCAAAGAUUCACCCGACUCGCCUCGAGAUAGAUCCAGGCCACGCAGCAAAAGCAAAGAACGUGGACAAACCCCACAAUCACAGAAUGCUACACCCAAUAAACAGAAAUCAGUAUUGGCUAUUUUUAAGCCGGGCAAACGUGGCAGUUCAGCCGGAGCCGAGGGCUCCAAAACCUCAAAAUCUUCAUCUCCCACAGAUGCCCAUGAAAUGCAACAGCUGCAGUCCAGAAGCAAAUCACAUACCCCCGUGGUUACGGCCACGGGCUCCAGACCAAAUAGUCGUCUUAAGUAUUAUGAAGAUCCGGUAGAGGGUUAUAUACACAUACCCCUGCAUACUCCGCCCGAGGAGAAAGAAACCCGCAAAUUAUUGCAAAGCAUACAACAGCUCAAUGCUGAACCAGUAAGACCUCAAGCUACCGCAAUAACCAUGAGCGAUUUAGAGUCAGCCGUAAAGAAACUGAAACCAGUGGCGGCACGCAAGAAUUCCGGUUCCGAAACGUCUUCAGUAGUAAUCACCCAAAAAGCUCAGCCGUUUCCCCUUAAACGCAUCGAAAACCUAGAUGCCAUACAUUCUCUGCCGCAAGAAGACACCAAAGAACGUACUUGGAGUUUGGAGGUAAAUAGGCACAGCUCACAAGAUUCCCAAGAGACGGUGGGUUCUGGGGAAAGUUAUGUCAGUGCCAUAAAAGUUUCCACACAACGAUCCCACUUGGCCGAGGUUAAAGAACAUGUGGUCAACGAAAAUGGCAUAGAAGCUGAAGCCGAAAUACAUCGUCUGCCUUCACAGGAGAGUACUACCAGUGCCGCUGAAGUGAGAGUAGUGGAAACCAAGGCUACCAUCAACAGCUCAGCUGUGGCAGAUGACACGGCCGCCAAGGAGAGAAGAAGAUUAAUGUUUGCCACUCGUGUGGGUUCUGGCAGUCAAGAGCAAAUAUUCGCCACGCAAUUUAGUAUAUCCAAAACCGAAAGUAUCUCUAGUCACAUGUCGGAACAAACUCAGGACACCUUGUCCGAGUCCACCACGGAAAAUUUACGCAGACAAAAUACUGUUAUUAAAAAGUCUCCCGAAGAUGUGGUAGAGCCAGCAGUCCUCGAAAGAAAGGAUUCUUUUAAAAAACAACCCCAAGCCAUAGCACAAAUUGAAGAGCAAAGGGAAAUCUUUCACAAAUCCGAAACGAAAGAGUCCUUGAGAAGAGAAGAAACCAUGGAAAGACAGAUUACUGUGCGCAAGAAGUCGGUGUCAACUUCGGAAGAUGAAAAGGUAAAACCCUUAGCAACCAGCCAGCCACCCGUGGUAAUGAGAAGAAAGCCUUCCGGGGGGACAGGAAUAGCAAUAGCAGCAGAAGAAAAACACAGAUACCAGUCAAGAUCUACAUCAGAAGAUGACAUUGAGGUGGCCACCGCCAAUCACAGACACUCUAGAUAUUUGGAAAAUUUUGAUGUGCGCAAGAAAUAUCAUGAAAAUAUUCCAGGAGUGGCACGUAAACCACGCAAACAGAGUGGUGCGGCUGAUGUAAACCCACCUGAAAGCAAAUUACAUGCACAAGAUCAAACAAACAAAGAGCAAUAUCAACGUAAAGGAAAACCACAGCUGCCUCAACCACCACCACCCUCCACGGAACCCUCUCCUCUGCACACCCCAUCUCCCUCGGUAGUAGAAGCUGCCUCCUCACCAACCUCUAGCCAGCACAGAAGUGAGCCACGCUCGCACUCACAAUCACCAGUAGAUAAAGCACGACAAACUCCCCCCAAGCCGCCUAGGACUUCCACACCCACAAGACGUUCUCAAACAGAAUCACCCACUAACAAACCAAACACCACGGUGACACAGCACACAACCAGGAAACAUCACACCCACAUAGACAGAUCAUCGGUAUUUUCCACCGACGAACCGGUGGAGUCAUCGGAAAGUGAACGCGAUUCCGAUAUGACGGCUCUGGAAUCAAAACGACGCCAUUUGGCCUUAAAUGUGGGCUGCAUAGAAGAUCAUGAGAGCACAGGCCUGGUAUCCCAAGAAUCCUUUGACGACGAGCUUCCCUAUAUACCUACCACUUUGCCUGAGGAAAAAGCCCAGGGUAUAGCAAUUAUACCCAUGAAGGAGAGAAUCAACAUGGAAGUCAAAACUUGCCCUUUAGAUAGACCACGCUCUACAACACCCCUUAAUCCCUCGCACUUGGAAGAAUACAUAGGCGGCGGCAUAGGUGUUAAUACACCAGACUCGCCGUUUGAAUUUGCCGGCUCGGUGCCUGUAAGAGGAGAGAAAUUGCGCAUAAGUCUGCCUAGGAAAGACUCCAAAAAGGAUGUGCAAAGUUCCAAGUCACCGCGGCGUGUUUCAAAUGCCAGUGGCAAGUCAUGGUUUGAGUUUGCCGAAGAGGGCCUUAGAGCCACCGCACAUUUAGAACGCAAAGACUCUAAUAAACAACUAAUGCAACAACAGAAGCCACCACCUCCUCCUCCACCCACACAAAUGGCCAAAAAACUACAUACAGACACAAUCGACACAAAAACCAAGACCACUUCAGCCAGUAAACCUCCGGUUACAACGCCCAAGGCUUCAACACAAAGAAAGUUAUCGGGCCAUUGGAUUGAUUUCGAAAAUAUACCCGAGAAAAGAAAACCUCCAAAGAAAAUAACCACCUUACCACGGGACAGCAUUAGCAGCUCCACCCAACAUGCCCAUGCACGUUCCUCCCAAGGCAAGACUUUGCCCACGGCCAACUGUACACGGUCACAUGGCGCCACAUUCACACAACACAAGCACUCACAUCAGCAACAGCCGGAUGUUACUGCUUCCACAAUGUCGUCAGCAGAUGGCUGUAUGCCACACUAUAACUAUGUGAAACCGGAAGACUGUCAGUGUGAGUGUCAUGAAUCCAAAACCAAAGAAGCUCAAUCAACAUCUACAACAGAAACCUCCACAACUACAACGGCGGCCAUAACACCAAACACAAUCAACAAUAAUAUUAAUAAUAAUAAAGCACAAGGUGUGGACCUGUUGCCCAAAGGCGAGGACAUGUUGCCGCUAUUAAGUCAAGAUUCUCAUGAGGGCAUAGAACCCAGUGAUUCUUCUCGGGAAUAUAGUUGUUAUACGGAUGAUGAACUGGAUUUGCCUACACGCAGCUCUAGUCGUUCCAAAAGUAGUUCUUCAAGACUGGAUGAGUUCCCGCGUCGUGAUGCUGCUCAUAGUCCACGUAAUAAGAAAUUUCCCGAUAAAUAGAAGUAAGUUUUUUUUUUAAAAAAAUAUGUUUUUAAAGCAAAUGUUCCCAAUUGUAAUGGUAUAGGAAUUUAAACUAAAUUGUUAGAUGUUUUCCAAAAUUAAAUUUAAAUUGUUAAGGGUUUUUUCCAAUCAAUAUUAGAUAAAUUGUUAGUUAAUUAUAAAUUAGUUGAAUUUAUUAAAAUGGGUUUCAAAA